AUGCAGACGCAGAAAGGAAACAUUGUCCUUAUGUAUUGGUUACUCUUGCACCUCCUACUUUUAGAAGCUGGAAUAUCUUCCAGUGAGGCUAGCACAUCGGCCAACACUACACCCAGUGCAACCCCCACUGCCUCUGGCACAUCUACCCCCACUGGAACCAGCCCAGCUUCCAGUAGGACCAUCACAACAACCAGCACAACCCCUGCUGGGACCAGCAAAGCCACCAACACUGCAUCCAGCACAACUCCCAACACUGUGUCCAGCACGACCCCUGGUGAGACCAGCACGACCCCUGGUGAGACUAGCACAGCCACCAACACUGCAUCUAGCAUGACCUCUGGUGAGACCAGCACAGCCACCAGCUCUGGGUACAGCACAGCCACCAACACUGUGUCCAGCACGACCCCUGGUGAGACCAGCACAGCCACCAGCUCUGGGUCCAGCACAGCCACCAACACUGCGUCCAGCACGACCCCUGGCGGGACCAGCACAGCCACCAGCUCUGGGUCCAGCACAGCCACCAACACUGCGUCCAGCACAACCUCUGGUGAGACCAGCACAGCCACCAGCUCUGGGUCCAGCACAGCCACCAACACUGUGUCCAGCACGACCCCUGGUGAGACCAGCACAGCCACCAGCUCUGGGUCCAGCACAGCCACCAACACUGUGUCCAGCACGACCCCUGGUGAGACCAGCACAGCCACCAGCUCUGGGUCCAGCAAAGCCACCAACACUGCGUCCAGCACGACCCCUGGUGAGACCAGCACAGCCACCAGCUCUGGGUCCAGCACGACCCCUGGUGAGACCAGCACAGCCACCAACUCUGGGUCCAUCACGACCCCUGGUGAGACCAGCACAGCCACCAGCUCUGGGUCCAGCACAGCCACCAACACUGCGUCCAUCACGACCCCUGGUGAGACCAGCACAGCCACCAACACUGCAUCUAGCACGACCCCUAGUGAGACCAGCACAGCCACCAGCUCUGGGUCCAGCACAGCCACCAACACUGUGUCCAUCACGACCCCUGGUGAGACCAGCACAGCCACCAGCUCUGGGUCCAGCACAGCCACCAACACUGCGUCCAGCACGACCCCUGGCGGGACCAGCACAGCCAGCAGCUCUGUGUCCGGGGCGACCCCGGGAGGCUCUGGCACAACUGCUCCGACUACAACUUCCAGUAGAAUGAGCACCAGUGCUGCUACUACAGGGAGUGAGGUGAAGCCUAGUGGGUCCCUGAAGCCGUGGGAAAUCUUCCUCAUCACCCUGGUCUCCGUCACAGUGGUCGCGGGGCUCUCUGCCGGGCUCUUCUUCUGUGUGAGAAACAGCCUGUCCCUGAGAAACGUCUUUGACACAGCUGUCUACCGCCCCCACCGCCCCAACCUUGGCCUUGGCCCGGGCCCUGGAGGGAAUCCCGGAGUGCCCCCGAGGCCUAGGUGGAGCCCUGGCUGGUUCUGGAGCAGACCGACGUCCGCAGUGGCCAUGGAGAUGAGCGGGCCCUACCACGGGCCCUGA
Molecule: messenger RNA, 1512 nt
Organism: Lemur catta (Ring-tailed lemur)
Lineage: Eukaryota; Metazoa; Chordata; Mammalia; Primates; Lemuridae
Gene: MUC21
Product: mucin 21, cell surface associated
Exons: 3
Coding region: 1-1512 (503 amino acids)
Source: RefSeq, a predicted model, not a curated record